AUAUAUUCAAUAUGAAAUCGCUUUUCUCUCUGUGCCUGCUGCUCGGACUGGCUUUAAGCCAAGUUAGUGCUAGUUGCCCGGAAAGCUGUCCUGAUACGGAGGAUGUGGUGUGGGCCCUUGGAGGCGGAUGCAAUGUUUUUCGCAAUAAAUGCUACUUCGACAAGGCGAACUGUAAUCCAGAUUAUGAGUUGACCAUCACAACAAAGGAGGAGUGCCAAAAGCUGUGCGCCGAUGCUUGUCCUGCAGUUUAUCAACCCACAGGUGGGAUUUAUAAGGGUCAGGUGCGGAAUUUUGGCAAUGAGUGCGAGAAGAUCAUUCACACUUGUCGAACGGGCGAAACUUUCGUAUAGGGCUAAAUACUUUUAUAACUGACAGUCCUACACAAAGAAUGCAAAUAUAGAGAUUUUCUAGUUCUUGCCCUUUUUUCUUUAUGUAUAAUUUGGGUAAG
Messenger RNA from Drosophila melanogaster (fruit fly), 448 nucleotides. RefSeq lists its product as uncharacterized. Bases 12 to 350 code for a protein of 112 amino acids. The transcript has 3 exons. The record is from RefSeq and is marked reviewed. Lineage: Eukaryota; Metazoa; Arthropoda; Insecta; Diptera; Drosophilidae.